AUCUAGCUAACUUUUUUUUUUUUUUUUUUUUUUUUUGGAGUGGCAAUGCUUGUGUCCAAUCUGGAGGAAAGGAGGUACUUUAUUACCAUGGAAAGUUCCCUAUCUCAAACAUAUAGAAAUGACCUAUGGGGUUCCUCCAAAGUUCAGUUCUUGGACAUUUCCUGUUUAGCCUGUAUGCUCCCUUGGGUAAAAUUUUCUAGAACUUUAAUUUCGUCAAUCAUAGCUAUGAAGAUGACAGUCAUAUUUAGCAGUGAGUACAGUUCAAUUGAGGUGCUGUGCUACUGUCUAAAGGAGAUUAAGAUGUCAUGUCACGGCAUUAUCCAAGCUGCUUAUCCUCACUCGGGUUGGAGGAAAGCUGGAGCAUAUCCCAGCUAGCUUCGGGCAAAAGGCAGACUACACCCUGAACACCAUGCAGUUGCAGGGCAGAUAUCGACAUCAUCACUGAGCAGGAAUCGAUCCCAAGCUUCCUGCAGCAAAGUCAGCUUCAUGGGCGAAGAAGACAAGAAUUUGUGCGGCCGAACACAGCGUCGAGAAGACGAACUGAAGGCAGAAACCGGCACGUCUGUGGAGUCAGAACGUCGCAGGAGAUAUGCGGAUCUGUUCCAGCAGCUCGACUUGAAUAAAGAUGGCAAGGUUGACGUCGGUGAACUGCGACUUGGACUGGGUGCUCGGGGUUUCCACCAGGGAAAGGCUGAAGAGAUAGUCUUGGAGAGUGACAUCAAUAAUGAUGGUUUGCUGGACUUCAAAGAGUUCUCCCAGUACCUACAGGCUCAUGAGAAGAGGCUAUGGCUCAUGUUCCACAAAUUGGAUCGGAACAAUGAUGGUAAAAUUGAUGUGGGUGAGAUCCAGUUCUUGCUGCACAAGCUUGGAGUUGAGGUCACCAAGGAGGAAGCCUCCAGAAUUCUGCAGAGCAUGGAGAGGGAUGGCAACAUGACCAUUGACUGGAAAGAAUGGCGAGAUCAUUUCCAGUUCAAUCCUUUCCACAACAUGGAGGAGAUUGUCCAAUACUGGAAGCACUCCCAUAUGUUUGACAUUGGGGAACAUUUGACGGUGCCAGAUGAGUUCUCAGAGAAGGAAAGGCGGUCCGGCCUGGUAUGGAGGCAGUUGGUUGCUGGCGCAAUGGCAGGUGCUGUGUCCAGGACAGGAACUGCUCCUUUGGAUCGCCUGAAAAUUUUCCUCCAGGUACACGGUUCUGUGUGCCAUGGGACCAAUCUGUGGUGGGGGCUGACAGGAAUGAUCCAAGAAGGAGGUGUCUUUUCUCUCUGGAGGGGAAAUGGCAUCAAUGUCCUCAAGAUUGCCCCAGAAUCUGCAUUUAUGGCCUAUGAACAGAUCAAGUGGCUGAUCCGUGGCAGCAGGGAGGGGGGAAGUUUGAGGGUACAAGAAAGAUUCCUUGCUGGCUCUUUGGCAGGAGCAACUGCCCAAACCAUAAUCUACCCCAUGGAGGUGCUUAAAACCGGUCUAACACUGAGGAAGACAGGGCAAUACUCAGGUAUGGCUGACUGUGCCAGAAAGAUUCUGAAAAGGGAGGGGGUCCGGGCUUUCUACAGAGGCUACCUGCCAAAUACAAUCGGCAUCAUCCCCUAUGCUGGUAUCGAUUUAGCUGUUUAUGAGACUCUAAAGAAUGCCUGGCUUCAGAAAUACUGUCUAGACUCUGCAGAUCCAAGUAUUCUCAUUCUGCUGGGCUGCGGCACAGUUUCUAGUACCUGUGGGCAGCUAGCGUCAUAUCCACUUGCUCUUAUUCGGACACGAAUGCAGGCGCAAGCCAGCACGGAGGGUAUUCCAAAACUGACCUUGGUGGGCCAGUUCAAAUACAUCUUAUCCAAUGAAGGUGUGUCUGGUCUGUAUCGUGGCAUCACACCCAACUUUCUCAAAGUCAUUCCUGCUGUUAGCAUCUCCUAUGUCGUAUAUGAGCACAUGAAAAGAUUCCUUGGGGUUGGAUAG
This is a messenger RNA of Syngnathoides biaculeatus (alligator pipefish), 1941 nucleotides long. RefSeq names its product mitochondrial adenyl nucleotide antiporter SLC25A23-like. Gene Ontology annotation, biological process: transmembrane transport. NCBI's taxonomy places the organism in Eukaryota, Metazoa, Chordata, Actinopteri, Syngnathiformes, Syngnathidae. The record is from RefSeq and is a predicted model, not a curated record. Gene Ontology annotation, molecular function: ATP transmembrane transporter activity; calcium ion binding.